GGGGGAGGUGACCUUGACGAGGGGCGUGGGCAGCGCCCGGGGCUAUAUAAAGCCGGGGUGCCCGGUGCCCAGUACCCACUGCUCAGCUUCCCCUGGCCCUGCGGAGAUGAAGGCUCUUGCGCUGUUCGCCCUGCUGGCCUGCCUGGUGCCGGGUAGCCUGAGCAUGUACUACGGCCGCUGCCAACUCGCCCAGACGCUGCAGCAGCUGGGCCUGGACGGCUACAUGGGCUACAGCCUGGCCAACUGGGUCUGCAUGGCCGCGCACGAGAGCAGCUACAACACCCAGGCCACCCACUACAACAGCUGGGACGGCAGCACCGACUUCGGCAUCUUCCAGAUCAACAGCCGCUACUGGUGCCAGAACGGCGACGAGUACAGCUCCAACAUCUGUCAAAUUCCCUGCAGCGACUUACUGAGCAACAAUCUCUCAGCGGACGUUGAAUGUGCUAAGAUCGUUGCCCAGGACUCCAACGGCAUGAGUGCCUGGGUGGCCUGGACGUCGUAUUGCCAAGGCCAGGAUCUGUGGCAGUACGUAGAAGGAUGCGGCGUGUGAGAGCAGCCCUGGGAUCGGGCUCCGUCCCGCCCCGAGUUCUCCGGGCCCUGGCUUGAUGCCUUUCCCCAGAUCUUUCCAAACACAAUCAACCCCCCGAAUCCAAGACCCGGCGCUCCGCUGCUCAGCCUCCUGGGCCAUCGCAACAGGGGAAAUGGGGGUAGUGGGAUAGAGUGGGGGGAGGGGGAGAGGGCUG
Terrapene triunguis (Three-toed box turtle) is the source of this 746-nucleotide messenger RNA. Its product is annotated as lysozyme C-like. Gene Ontology annotation, molecular function: lysozyme activity. Bases 107 to 553 code for a protein of 148 amino acids. Gene Ontology annotation, biological process: defense response to Gram-negative bacterium; defense response to Gram-positive bacterium. The transcript is spliced from 4 exons. The record is from RefSeq and is a predicted model, not a curated record. NCBI's taxonomy places the organism in Eukaryota, Metazoa, Chordata, Testudines, Emydidae.